CGUGACAUCUCAUCUUUAUCGUAGGUAGAUAGAGGAAGGAAAUUACAAUACCGACCGCGCACGAAAUUAUGGUAAUCACGUUGAUUAGCAGGAGCGUUUAGUGUGGCGCGCUGCGUGCAGAUGUGACGAGGUAACCUCUCGGGAUUGCCCAAGCUUCGAUGACAGUUGGUGCUUGCAUCAGUCCACGUUUGUCGUGCAUUACGAGCCAGAUUGUUCGCGUGCAAUCAUAUUUGUGCAGUUUUCAAGAGGAGAAACAUUUGAAGAAAGCAUGACGACGGAAAAUGGGCAGAUCAAAGUGGAAAACGGCGUCGUUACGGAUGAGGAUGUCGUGACACCGUGGAUAGUGACGAGUACAAAUGACUCUGGGAUCGAUUAUGACAAAUUGAUCAAAAGAUUCGGAAGCUCAAAGAUCGACGACGAAUUGUUAGCCAGAUUCGAAAAGAUCACCGGCAGGAAGCCGCACCAUUUUCUCAGAAGAGGCAUAUUCUUUUCUCACAGAGACAUGCAUACCAUCCUGAAUCUCUACGAGCAAGGAAAGCCGUUUUACCUGUAUACAGGUAGAGGACCUAGUUCCGACGCGAUGCAUCUGGGCCACCUCAUACCGUUCAUGUUCUGCAAAUGGUUGCAGGAUGUGUUCGACGUUCCGCUGGUUAUACAGCUGACAGAUGAUGAGAAGGCUAUAUGGAAGAACAUAAAGAUAGAAGAUGCCAUUAAACUAGCCUAUGCAAAUGCUAGAGAUAUUAUCGCAUGUGGCUUCAAUCCCGACAAGACCUUUAUCUUUUCCAAUUUGGAACACAUAGGGAAGAAUCCAGCUUUCUAUCAGAAUAUGAUUCGGAUACAGAGAUGCGUGACGUUUAACCAGGUGAAGGGUAUCUUUGGCUUCGGCGACAGCGAUCCGAUCGGCAAGAUCGCCUUUCCGCCCACGCAAGCGGCACCGGCGGUCGCCAGCUCGUUCCCCUUUAUCUUCAGGGACGCCAAAGUGCACUGCCUGAUACCGUGUGCGAUCGAUCAAGAUCCGUACUUCCGUAUGACCAGAGACGUGGCACCUAGGCUCAGCUUUCCCAAGCCAGCUCUGCUACAUUCCACCUUCUUUCCGGCGCUGCAAGGUUCCAAGACGAAGAUGUCGGCGAGCGACAGCAACACCGCGAUAUUUCUCACAGAUACCGCCAAGCAGAUCAAAAACAAGAUCAACAAGCAUGCGUUUUCCGGCGGCCAAGCCACUGUCGAGGAGCACAGACAGUUGGGUGGAAACUGCGAGAUAGACAUAUCCUAUCAGUGGCUGCGAUUCUUCCUGGAGGAUGACGAGCGAUUGGAAGAAAUCAGAAAGGGCUAUACUAGCGGAGAGAUCUUGACGGGCGAACUUAAGAAGGGACUGAUCGAGAUACUGCAACGACUCGUGGCCGCGCAUCAAGAAGCAAAGUGUAAAGUCACGGACGACGUGAUCAAACGGUUCAUGAUUCCUAGAGAUCUCGGCUUUGUAUCGAAAACAAAAUAACCGUUUAGCGAAAUUUACCGCCCCUUUGAAGUAUGCGUUUUCUCUAUAUAAAACUUCACUAGACAAGUAUUUAAAUUUAUUUAUUGCAGUCGUCGUUGUCGUCAACAAGUUGUUGUCGUCAACAAGUCGUCCGCACAGUACAUUCUACCGAAACCCUCUCCGUUGGAAAUUAAAUUAAUUAAUUCUUGAUCAA
Dinoponera quadriceps is the source of this 1688-nucleotide messenger RNA. RefSeq names its product tryptophan--tRNA ligase, cytoplasmic (gene TrpRS). Gene Ontology annotation, biological process: tryptophanyl-tRNA aminoacylation. The transcript has 3 exons. The coding region runs from base 269 to 1495 and encodes 408 amino acids. Gene Ontology annotation, molecular function: ATP binding; tryptophan-tRNA ligase activity. Gene Ontology annotation, cellular component: cytoplasm. The record is from RefSeq and is a predicted model, not a curated record. Lineage: Eukaryota; Metazoa; Arthropoda; Insecta; Hymenoptera; Formicidae.